AUGUAUGUUUGCAGUGAAAAAGAAAAGACUGAAAUCCAAGAGGAAAAUGACAGUGUGUCAACAUGUACAACGGAUCCCACACAUUUUAUUGUCUUGUCACCCCAUCUUUCUAUCAGAUUCAUCAAUGAUAUAGAAUUCAGAAACCAAUCAAUUAUUUCAGAAUUCAUUUUACUGGGAAUGUCAGAGGAUCGAGAUCUGCAGCACUUUGUAUUUAGCCUGUUUCUGAUCAUGUACCUGGUCACUGUCUUUGGAAAUCUACUCAUAGUCCUGGCUGUCAGUUCUGACUUCCACCUGCAUACCCCCAUGUACUUUUUCCUCUCCAAUCUCUCCUUUACUGAUAUUUGUGUAAGCACAACCACCAUCCCAAAGAUGCUAGUGAACAUCCAGGCACAGAAUCAGACCAUCACAUAUAUAGGAUGCCUGAGCCAGAUUUUCUUUGUCACGGUUUUUGGUGGCUUUGAAAAUUUUCUUCUUGCUGUAAUGGCCUAUGACCGCUAUGCAGCCAUUUGUCACCCACUCAGGUACACAGUCAUCAUGAACUUCUGCUUUUGUGGCCAGCUGAUUCUACUUUCCUUGUUCAUUAAUAUGGUGAAUGCCCUGCUCCACAGUCUGAUGAUUUUGCAUCUGUCCUUCUGCACAAACCUGGAAAUCCCUCAAUUCUUCUGUGAACUUACCCAGGUCCUUAAGAUUGCCUGUUCUAGUACACUUAUCAACAACAUCCUGAUAUAUUUUUUGACUUGCAUAUUGGGUGGCAUCCCUGUUGCUGGCAUCAUAUUCUCUUAUACUCGCAUCAUCUCCUCUGUCUUGAGAAUGUCAUCAACUGGAGGAAAGUAUAAAGCUUUUUCCACCUGUGGGUCUCAUCUUUCAGUUGUUUCUUUAUUCUAUGGGACAUCUGUAGGUGUGUACUUCAGUUCAGCAUUUACAAAUUCUCCCAGGAAGAUAGCAGCUGCUUCAGUGAUGUAUAUUGUGGUCCCUCAAAUGAUGAAUCCUUUUAUUUAUAGUCUGAGGAAUAGAGAUAUAAAGGUAAGAUUGAAAAAAAUAUUUGAUAGUAUACACUUUAUGUCAUUUUUCCAGUUAAUUAAUUAUUAA
Chrysochloris asiatica (Cape golden mole) is the source of this 1089-nucleotide messenger RNA. RefSeq names its product olfactory receptor 7G2-like. Gene Ontology annotation, biological process: G protein-coupled receptor signaling pathway. The coding region runs from base 1 to 1089 and encodes 362 amino acids. The transcript is spliced from 2 exons. Lineage: Eukaryota; Metazoa; Chordata; Mammalia; Afrosoricida; Chrysochloridae. The record is from RefSeq and is a predicted model, not a curated record. Gene Ontology annotation, cellular component: membrane. Gene Ontology annotation, molecular function: olfactory receptor activity; G protein-coupled receptor activity.